Messenger RNA from Meloidogyne enterolobii, 5739 nucleotides. Lineage: Eukaryota; Metazoa; Nematoda; Chromadorea; Rhabditida; Meloidogynidae. The record is from the annotation of a GenBank genome assembly.
AUGCAAAAAGUAAUUGGAGCGCUUUCUAAAGAAAAUGAACAAAAGGAAUUCCAUAAAUACUGGGAACUUGAAGGCAUAGGUAUCCACGAAAAUCCAGUACAGAAUGACGACAAAGUAGCCAUGGAACACUUUCAAAAAACAUGUACACGAGACUCAGAUGGCCGAUAUGUAGUGAGCUGGCCAUUAAAGGAUGAAAAUGUAAAAAUAAAAAAUAACUUUUGGGGAGCCAUUUCAGUACUAAAGUCCGUGCAUAAAAAGUUAAUGGAAACAAAAAGAUUAAAUAAAUACAAUGAAAUGAUUAUGACACAAAUUAAUGAGGGAAUUUUAGAAAUUAUUGAUAAUGACGGUAAAGAAAAUUCUACAUUGUACAUUCCUCACCAUCCAGUGUAUAAUAAAGAAAAGGAUAAAUUAAGAAUAGUUUUUAAUGCUAGUUUUAAAACAAAAGGAAGCAAUUCUUUAAAUGAUCUACUUUACAGAGGACCCGUGUUAUUACCUGAAUUAGUCGGAUGCCUAAUGCGUUUUAGAAUGAGUAAAAUUGUAGCUAUAGCUGAUGUUCAAAAGGCGUUCCAUCAAAUUGCGAUUGCGGAAAAUCAAAGAGAUCUGACCCGGUGUUUUUGGCUAAAAGAUAUAGAGGGAGAAGUAGUGGAAAGUAAUGUGAUAAAAUUAAGAUUUAAAAGAAUGGCAUUCGGUGUUAUAAGUGCACCUUUUCUUAUGACGGCCUCUAUUAAUGAUCAUUUAGAAAAAACAAAUACUAAGCUCUCUUUAGAAUUAAAAAAUGGGGGAAUGUACGCAGAUAAUAUAUUUCUUUUUGCCAAUUCAACACAAGAAUUAAGGGACAAAUGCGAACAAUCCAAAGAAAUAUUUGCCCAAAUUAAAAUGAAUUUACAUGAAUUUUUCUCUAACGAUUUAAAAAUAAAUAAAGCAUUUUCCGAACAGCACGAAAAGAAAAUAAUUAAGGUUUUGGGGAUUAAUUGGAAUUUACAGGAGGAUGAGAUCUUUUUAGAAUUAAGUAAAAAUGAAAAUUUAAUAAAUGAAAAUAUGAUUUGGACCAAGAGAAAGGUGUUAAAACAACUAGCAAAGACAUUUGACCCAUUAGGCUAUUUAAUACCAGUCUCUCUCCCCAGAAAAUUAAUAAUGCAGGAAAUUUGGAAAAAUGACAUCGAUUGGGAUGAGAAACUUAGUCCUGAAUUAAAUAAAAAAUGGAAUGAAUUAAUGCAACAAAAUAAUGAAGAAAAUAUGAGUUUAAAAAUAAAAAGAGAAACAUUUUCACCGGAAGAAGAAAUCGAAAUACAUAUUUUUGUGGAUGCGUCAAAGGAUGCUUAUUGCGCCGCAGCCUAUUUGAAAUGUGGAGAAAAUAUAAAAAUAAUUUUAGCAAAAAAUCGACUUUCACCGUUAAAAAAUAAUUUGACCAUACCUAGACUUGAACUUUUAGCAGCAGUUGCGGGUAAGAGACUAGUGGAAUAUAUAAAGAAUCAAAUAAAAACUCCUUUCAAAAAUGUGUAUGUUUGGUCAGAUAGUAAAUGCAUUCUCUAUUGGAUAAUUUCGAGCAAAUUAGAAAAAUUGCCAAAAUUUGUAAGGCGAAGAUUGGAAGAAAUUAGGGGCCAAAAAGAAAUUAUAUGGAGAUAUGUUCCAACUCAAAAUAACCCGGCCGAUUUGGGAACCCGGGGUUGCACCAUGGAAGAAUUAAAAAAUAAUAAACUUUGGUGGGAGGGCCCAAGCUUUUUGAAGGAUAUGAACCAAUGGCCUCCUAUAGAAAUGAAAGCUGAGGAAGAAAGUCAAGAUGAAAAUGAAUUAGAUAAAUUAAUGGCUUGUGUUUUAAUGGGAGAAAUUAAUUUAAAAGUUAGAAACAAAUGGGAUGAAUUAGUAACAAUAGCCACAUAUUUUUUAAAAUUUAUUACAAAAAUUGGAAAGAGAAUUGAUUUAAAAAGUGAAAUUUUAUGCGCUUUCAAAAAUGCUGAAUCAGAAGCGAAAGAAAGAAAAAUAGCGCAACUAUAUUUAUUAAGGCAGGCGCAAUUGGAAUUCCCACCCGAUAAAAAGACACAAAUUGAUUAUUUAUUAAAGCAAGAUAAGUAUUCCCUUUGGAAAUGUUGGGGGAGACUAGAAAAUUCUGCAAGUACCCCACCAAUAUGGAUGCCAAAAGAGUCGAAAAUAGCCGAAUUAAUUUGCAUGGAGGCCCACAGAAAAUGUUUACAUAGUGGAUUAAGAGCCUCAUUGGCCGAGUUACGUGAAAAAUUUUGGAUCACCAAAGGAAGAGCUUUUAUGAAAAAAGUUAUAGAAAAAUGUGAAUAUUGUUCUAGAUUAAAAUUAAAAGCAUUUGAAAUUCCCCCAAUGGCUCCAUUACCGAAAGAAAGAGUAAAUAAAUCUAAUCCAUUUCAAUUUUGUGGCAUAGACUAUUUUGGCCCAUACAAUAUUCGAAAAGCAAAUAAAGAAAUCGGAAAAAUUUAUGUUGUUAUUUUUGUUUGUGAAUCGACACGGGCCAUACAUUUGGAAAUGGUCAAUGACCUUACAGCUAAUAAUUGUAUAAUGGCUUUACGCCGAUUUUUUGCUGAAUAUGGGAAACCCACAAAAAUUCUUUCUGAUAAUGGGACCCAACUAAAAUUAACAUCAAAAGUUGUAAAAGAAAUAACAAAGUUCUCAACAAAAGAAACUAUUGAAUGGACAUUUAUCCCGUCUCUUUCUCCUCGAUUUGGUGCAUUUUAUGAGCGAAUUAUUGGAAUAGUAAAACCAGCAAUGAAAGCUGCGACUGGUAAACGAUUAUUAGAGUCUGAAGAAUUCCGAACGCUUUUGGCUGAAGUAAAAAAGGUAGUCAAUUCUAGGCCUCUGACUUAUGUGUACAAUGAACCAGGGGAUAAUGUCGAAGUUCUUACCCCAAUGAAAGCAAUUCAACCUAAUCGAAAUAAAGAAAACUUUGAUAUAGAUUUUGAAAGAGAAAGAAGUUGUGAAAGAGAGAAACCAGAAGAAAAAUUAACCCGCAUAUGGAAAAAUUCUAGAGAAGCGGUUGAAAUGUUUUGGAAGCGUUGGAAUAAAGAGUACUUGCAAUAUCUACGCGAGCGGGCCGACAAAUACAAACACAAUAAAGGAAAAAAUUAUGUCCCUGAAAAGGGAGAAAUUGUUCUUUUACAGGAUAAAUCAUUGCCAAAAAAUUUAUGGAAUUUAGCCAAAAUAAUUGAAACAAUAAAAGGAAAAGACAAUAUUGUAAGAGUAGCCAAAGUUCUAUGUAAAGGAAAAAUAUUAACUAGGGCCAUAGAUUUGUUGUAUCCACUCGAACUUAAGGCCGAAUGCGAAGAAAAAAUAAUUGAUAAAAAUCAAAAAAUAGGGACUAAAAUGCACGAAAUGAAAUUAAGGACUAGAAAAAAGAUAAAUUAUAAAGAGAGCGAUUUAGAAAGUGACGUGUCAAGUGAAAUAGAAAUGAAUCUUUGCCCAUUCCUUUACGAAAGACGAAAUUUCACCCCGCCAAAAAUUGAAAGAAUUGAUCCAAAUAAAAAUAGAAUAUUUACAAAUAAACAAAAAUUUAAUUGGGAAAAAGAAGGGCAGAGUUUAGCUAGUAAAAUACAAGAGGAAAUAAAAGAGAUACCCGAAAUUGAAAGUAAAUUGGAGUCAAUAACUGAAGAAAUAUAUGGGAUAAAAAAUAAAAUAAAUUUAAUUGAACCAUUAAAAGAGGAAAUAAAUAAAUUAAAAUUGGAAAAUAAUAAUUUAAAACAAGAUUAUGACAAUUUAAAAAUAUUAGCGGAAAGAAACAGAAAUGAUAUGAAUAGGUUAAUUGCGGAUAUUUAUAAGUCGCCAGAAAAGAUGAAUACAAAAUGCCAAAACUCGAAAAAACAAAAUUCCCGCAAAAAUUCAAAAAAUAAAUUCCUGAACACUUCUGUCUUUUUAAUGUCUCUGGUACUAAUUCUUUUUAUAUUAAUGGGGAGAAGCGUUGGAGCACCGUGCCAAAAAGGACAAAGGAAUGUUUUAGUCAAGUCGCAAACGUGCGCAACCAACGGGUUAAAAAUAAUGAAAGCACCCGAUGGGAAUUUUUGUUGGGAAAUAAUUAAUUGUGAUUAUUCUAAAAAGGAACAUUUUGAGUCUGAAAACUGUAAUGUACCUUGUAAAUGCCCACAAUGGACCGAAACAUGUUCCUUUUAUAAUGGCCCCAGUACUAAAAAUUCAACAAUAAAAAAUAAAAAUGUUCAAAAGAUUUUGGAAAGUUUGGCUUUAGAAAAAUGUGAGAAAAUUGAAAAUUGUGGGCCCCUAAAAUUAAUAGAAGUGAAUCAAAUACAAUUAUUUGACAAUUCUCUCCAUAUAAUAAAGGAAAUGAAAAUUGAAGAAAAACAAGCACUACCCGAAGAAUAUGAAUGUAUAGGAACCGGACCCAUUACAGGCUCCCCUAAAUAUUGUUUAGACCAUAUCUGUGAGCUACAUGGAACAAAAUUUUGUUAUUACCCAGGAAAUGAAAUUUCUCUCCUAGUAAAUGAUAAUGGAAAUAUAGCUUUGAAGGCUUGGGGUCGUGUAAAAAUAAAAGUUAGGGGAUUUCUUGAAAGAAAAGAAAAUUUAAAAUGUGAAAAAUGUCAUGUUGAAUGUCACAAAGAGGGAGUAAAAAUAUUUUCACAAGAAGAGAUAGGAAGUGUAGAGAUAUGUGUAAAAAAUGAUCGAUGCGCGCUCUUUCCCCACCCAAAAUUGGAAGAAUUAAUUCCAUUAUCAAAAGAAAUAUUGGUUUCAAAUUAUGAAAUUAAAAUUAAAUUUUGGAGAUACGGAGAAUUAGUAAAAGAAUCUGGGAUAAAUUGUGAAGCUAAAGUAAUUUGUGAAAUUAUAAAAUGUAAUAUUUGUAUAGAAUUGCUUAAAAAUCCACAAUGUGCUUCAAAAACUGCUAUAAUAUUGUUCGCAAUAAUUUUCUAUAUAUUCUUUUCAAUAAUAAUGACUGUUUUUCGUGUGAUUGUGUUUGGAUUCAGAGGGGCAUUUUGCUUAUUAAAUUUUAAAUUUCGAUUAAUGCGAUGGAUUUAUAGAAAAUAUAAUAUAAAGAGUAAUCGGGGCAAAAAUGAGGAAAGUGAACUAAAAUUAAUAAAAGCCAAAAGGGAAAUAAAUCCGAUAAAAUUAACAAUAGUAUUAAUAUUUUUGACCAUUCCCGAAAGUCUUCAAUUAACCACUAUUACCGCUCAGGAAGAAAAAUGUGUUGUAAAUAAAAAUAAAGAGCGGACAUGCUUAUUUGAAAAAGUGAUUGAGUUAAAUUUUCUACCUAGGGAACAAGAAAUCAAAAUAUUAUUUGAGGAUCACGCUAACAGACCAGCAGGAAUGAUAAAUUUAAAAAUAUUAAACGCGGAAGCACGCUGCGCAAAGAAAACAAAAUUUUUUACAAGAGAAUAUGAAAUGAAUGUAAUGAGUGUUAAGAGAUGCCCAGAAACAGGAAGUUGUAAAGGUAAUAAAUGCGCGGAAAUUAAAGUAAAUGAAACAAUAUUAGAAUUAGAAGCAGUCCAAAACUUUCCGGGGAUUACAGGUUGUGUCGAAGGUAUGAAUAAUUGGCCAAUGACAGGAUGUUUCUAUGCUACAGCUCCAUGCACUUUUUAUAGGUACUAUGCAAAACCUAUAGGAAACGAAAUUUUUGAAGUCUUUGAAUGUGAAAAGUGGGAUAUCGCAUUAAACUUAAAUGUUUCAUUAACUAAAAAUGACGGAAAGGGAGAAUUUAUAAGCGAAAGUUUUGAAGUAAAUUUAAUACCCCAAUUUAUGAAAGAAUGGAAUAAAUUAAAAAUGUCAAACCUUUUAUAG